Molecule: messenger RNA, 943 nt
Organism: Vicia villosa (hairy vetch)
Lineage: Eukaryota; Viridiplantae; Streptophyta; Magnoliopsida; Fabales; Fabaceae
Exons: 5
Coding region: 100-672 (190 amino acids)
Source: RefSeq, a predicted model, not a curated record
AACACACGAAUUGAAGUUGAACAAAACCUCAUCUCUUGUCAUCUCCACUCGUCCUUUCAAACUUGAAACCCAGUUUUCUUUUCUCUCUUUUCUUCAGCGAUGUCUUAUACUAAAUCUUGUAUUUCUUAUUCUGCUUUACCCUUCUUCCAACGGAGGGGUCUACCACCUUCUUCUAAUCACACAGGAACAGGAACAUUCAUCCCCCAAUGUUCAAAUGGAAACACCAGUUUUACUUUUACAAGAAAAAGAUUAAGUUCCAAGUUUUCAAAGAAUCACAGUUUCUCUAUUCCUAGGAGUACCACUUCUUCUUCAAACUCUACUGAUGAUGACACUUCUAAUCAGACUAAGAAAACACCAUUUGGAUAUUCAAGGAAAGAUGUUAUAUUAAUUGGACUUGCUGUUACUUUUCUUGGCAUUGGCUUAAAAGCCGGAUUAGAGUAUGUUGGAGUUGAUCCACUACAAGCUGGAAAUGUGGUUCAACUUGUCUUGGUUUUGGGCCUCACAAUUGGAUGGAUCUCAACAUAUAUCUUCAGAGUUUCUAACAAGGAAAUGACAUAUGCGCAGCAGCUUCGCGACUACGAAAGCAAAGUCAUGGAGAAACGGUUAGAGUCCCUGACAGAAGCAGAGCUAGAAGUACUGCUUCAAGAAGUUGAGGAAGAGAAGAGUCGUUAGCUAUAGCUAGUGAUUGAUGAAGAGGUGAAUUGAAGUGGUUUGUUUGUAUAUAAACAAUGAAGUUUUACAGCAGUAAUUAAACAGAAAUGAUAAUCUCUAUAAGGACUAGUUUAGAAAGGUUUCUGCUAUGUUUGCUACAGUUCACUCUCUCAGACAAAAUAUAGAGAAUUCCAAAACUUAGCAAAAUGUAAUAUGCAAGAUUAUUUACAAAACACAAACACAUGUUAAUUCCAUGGAAUUCAUAAAUGAGGAAAUUUUCUUUUGAAAUGAA